Molecule: messenger RNA, 1189 nt
Organism: Somion occarium
Lineage: Eukaryota; Fungi; Basidiomycota; Agaricomycetes; Polyporales; Cerrenaceae
Source: the annotation of a GenBank genome assembly
CAUUCCCUCUUUCCUAUCUCAUACCUCACCGUAUGUUCAGGCUCCAAGUACUGCGUCGGAUUAUACUUACUAAAUCAUUUAUCUGAAAAAGCAUGUCUCUGCUCGUUGAAGCCGCAGGAAAUGCAGACACAAACUUUAGCCAUAUACCCAUUAUAGACUUGUCAGAUAUCUCAUCAUCCGAUGCUUCUCGGCGGAGAGCUCUUGCGGAUGCCAUCCGCGAUGCCUGCAUAAACGUUGGCUUCUUGUACAUCAAGAACCAUGGCAUUCCAGAGAGCCUCCUUGAAGACGCCCUGAAUGCAUCAAAGGACUUCUUCUCCCAACCAGUCGAGAAGAAGAUGGAGAUAGACAUUCGAAACACUCCUAACUUCAAAGGAUACACUGCCCUCCUGAGUAGCAACAAUGACCCCGAGAACGCUGGUGAUAUGCACGAAGGAUUCGAAUUCGGUUGGGAAGAACUAGAAGCUAAGGCCAGUGAUGAAAAGAGAGCAAAUGACGGUGCUAUGGCUGGAGCGAAUGUGUGGCCGAAAGACCUUCCCGGGUUCCGAGAGAACGUCUUAGGAUACUACUAUGCCGCUGUUAAUCUCGGAAAGAACCUCUUCCCUCUUUUCGCCCUCGCAUUAGAUUUACCAGAAGAUUUCUUCGACGAUAAGACCAAGAACUCAGCAGAUAUAAUGCGUGUUCUGCAUUACCCUCCUCAAACAGGACCCGUAGAUAACCGAGUAAUCGGUAUCGGUGCUCAUACUGAUUUCGAGUGCUUUACUAUCCUAUGGCAAGAACCUGGAAUCCAAGCUCUCCAAGUCCUCAAUACUCAGAAACAAUGGAUAGACGCACCUCCUAUUCCUGGCACCUUAGUCGUAAACAUAGGUGAUCAAUUAGCCAGAUGGACAAAUGACGUCUUUAAAUCCACUGUUCACCGCGCAGUAAACCGAACGGGCGUGCGCCGGUACUCGAUUCCUUUAUUCUUUGGUACAGACUAUGACGUCAGGCUUGAGCCAAUUCUCAGUUGUGUGUCCCCUGAACGACCGCCCAAGUACGAAGUCGUCACCGCAGGAGACUACGUGAAGGAGAGGCUCAAAGCUACUUAUGGACACUGAUUUCUGGAGAAGUCUGCUCGCAUAGAGACUACCAAAUGUACACACAUAACGAAGAGGAAGACUAUUGAUACACACAUAGCGAGAUAGCAAACGUC